Molecule: messenger RNA, 3614 nt
Organism: Sceloporus undulatus (fence lizard)
Lineage: Eukaryota; Metazoa; Chordata; Lepidosauria; Squamata; Phrynosomatidae
Gene: DHTKD1
Product: dehydrogenase E1 and transketolase domain containing 1
Exons: 17
Coding region: 32-2791 (919 amino acids)
Biological process (GO): tricarboxylic acid cycle
Molecular function (GO): thiamine pyrophosphate binding; oxoglutarate dehydrogenase (succinyl-transferring) activity
Source: RefSeq, a predicted model, not a curated record
GAAAGCCGGGGGCGUUGUGGGAGCAGCAGCCAUGGCAGCGACGGUGGCGGGGAUGGCUGCUCCUCGGUCGGCCUUGUGGGGUCUGCUGAGGCGCUGGUACCGAACGGAGCGAGGCGUUUACGGCUACAGGCCCAAGCGACGCCAGGCCCUGGAGCAGCCCGCUCUCCCCCGGAGGAGGAGGGCAGUUGACCAUGGGCUAGCACGGCUUGUAACCGCAUACCAUGAACAUGGCCACAAAGCUGCCAAAAUCAACCCUUUAUUCACUGGCCAAGCUGUGAUGGAUAUGGUACCAGAAAUCCAAGUUCUGACAGAACUGCUGCAGGGACCUUUCAAUACUGCAGGACUUUUGAACAUGGGAAAGGAAGAAGCAUCCCUAGAGGAUGUAUUGUCUUACCUGGACCAUAUAUUCUGUGAACAUAUGUCUAUAGAGACUAGUCAGCUGUCAACUUUGCAAGAAAGGGAAUGGAUUGCUAAACGGUUUGAGGAGCUGAAACAAGAAGCAUUCACUACUGAAGAGAAAAAGUACUUGUCCAAGAUCAUGCUAGAAUCUCAGGAAUUUGAUCAUUUUUUGGCUACAAAAUUCUCCACAGUGAAAAGAUAUGGUGGUGAAGGAGCAGAGAGUAUGAUGGGUUUCUUUCAUGAACUGUUAAAGAUGUGCUCAUAUAGUGGGGUGACAAACAUUAUUCUUGGAAUGCCUCAUCGCGGCAGACUUAAUCUGCUCACAGGCCUUCUUCAGUUUCCACCCGAGCUGAUGUUCCGUAAAAUGCGAGGCUUGAGUGAAUUUCCAGAGAAUUCACCAGCAAUUGGAGAUGUCUUAUCCCAUCUAACAGCUUCAGUAGAUCUGGAUUUUGGGUCUCACCACCCUCUUCAUGUCAUCUUAUUGCCAAAUCCUUCCCAUUUAGAAGCCAUUAAUCCUGUGGCAGUUGGAAAAACAAGAGGGAGGCAACAAUCUCUGCUUGAUGGAGAUUAUUCUUCAGACAGUUCUGCACAACCUGGAGACAAAGUCAUUUGCCUGCAGGUUCAUGGUGAUGCUUCUUUCUCUGGUCAAGGCAUUGUUCCUGAAACAUUCACACUUUCCAAUUUGCCACAUUUUAGAGUUGGCGGAAGCAUUCACCUCAUCGUUAACAACCAGCUAGGCUACACCACUCCAGCAGAGCGAGGGAGGUCCUCUUUAUACUGCAGUGAUAUUGGUAAGAUAGUUGGCUGUGCUGUUAUCCAUGUGAAUGGGGAUGACCCUGAAGAAGUAAUCCGGGCCGCACGAUUGGCGGUUGAAUACCAGCGCCACUUUCGUAAGGAUGUGAUAGUGGAUUUGUUAUGCUACCGCCAGUGGGGUCACAAUGAGUUAGAUGAGCCAUUCUUCACUAAUCCUACCAUGUAUAAAAUCAUAAGAUCCCGUAAGAGUAUUCCAGACAAUUAUGCAGAACGUCUAGUAACUCAGGGACUCAUGACGGAGGAAGAAGUGUCUGAGAUAAAGACAACCUAUUACUCUAAGCUGAAUGAGCAUCUUGCCAAUAUGACUUUGUACACCCCUCCAACAAGCAAUCUUCAAGGUCACUGGAGUAACAUGGUGGAACCAUCAGCAAAGAUCACCACAUGGGAUACAGGCAUACCUGUUCCACUCCUUCAGUUUGUUGGGGUGAAGUCUGUGGAAGUACCAGAGGAAAUGGAACUGCACAGCCAUAUCCUGAAGACACAUGCCCAGUCAAGAAUACUGAAAAUGGAAGAAGGAGUAAAAUUAGACUGGGCCACAGCUGAAGCAUUAGCUUUUGGUUCCCUACUCUGUCAAGGUUUCAACAUUCGGCUGAGUGGGCAAGAUGUUGGUAGAGGAACUUUCAGCCAGCGACAUGCAAUGUUGGUUUGCCAAGAGACAAGUGAAACCUACAUUCCUUUGAAUCACAUGGCAGAAGAUCAGGAAGGCUUCCUUGAGGUGAGCAAUAGCCCCCUCUCAGAAGAAGCAGUGCUUGGAUUUGAGUAUGGAAUGAGUAUUGAAAGCCCCACCUUGUUGCCCAUUUGGGAGGCUCAGUUUGGAGAUUUCUUUAAUGGUGCUCAGAUAAUAUUUGAUACAUUUAUCUCUGGAGGUGAAGCAAAAUGGCUUCUGCAGAGUGGAAUAGUAAUUCUUCUUCCUCAUGGCUAUGAUGGUGCAGGACCAGAGCAUUCUUCUUGCCGAAUUGAACGAUUCUUGCAGAUGUGUGACAGUUCAGAGGAGGGAGUUGAUGGUGACCAUGUCAACAUGUCUGUUGUACAUCCAACAACCCCAGCACAAUAUUUCCACUUACUCCGUAGACAGAUGGUCCGAAAUUUCCGGAAACCACUAAUAGUUGCUGCUCCCAAAAUUCUCCUCCGGUUGCCCGCUGCUGUGUCAAGCUUACAAGAAAUGGCUCCAGGGACAAUGUUCAGACCUGUCAUUGGUGAUUCAACGGUGGAUCCUAAAAAUGUCAGCAGAGUGGUCCUUUGUUCUGGGAAACAUUACUAUGCUCUGGCUAAACACCGGGAGACGCUUGAAGAAAAGAAGCAAAAUACUGCAGUAAUCAGACUAGAAGAGCUGUGUCCUUUCCCAUUAGAUGCUUUGCAGCAAGAAAUGAACAAAUUUACAAAUGCCAAAGCAUUUAUCUGGAGUCAGGAGGAGCCACAGAACAUGGGUCCCUGGACAUUUGUGUCCCCAAGGUUUGAGAAGCAGCUGGCCUGUAAGCUCCAUCUUGUAAGCAGACCAGCCCUACCAGCACCUGCAGUUGGCAUUGGAACACUACACCAAAAACAACAGGAAGAUCUGCUCGCCAAAACAUUUGCUUGAGAUCUAUGUACCUUGCAAUUUUGUAGAGUUUUUAAGAAAGAUCAUGCAAGCAAGAAGAUUGAUAAGCUUGAACUUGCUUUUGAGGUGUGCUGCUUAAAAUCAUUGGAUGCAAUUCACCCAAAGUUUAAAUGGUGUUUAAACCUCAUUCCAUGCUAUGGAAAUGAAUGGAACUGGAUCUCCUCAGCUGAGGUUUGCUCCCUCAUAAAUGUGAUUUAAAUACAAAAUGUUUAAAUUGGGGAAAAAAAACCUUUAUAAAUCCCCUUAAAGCCAAGACUACACCUAUGGUGUUUUCCCACAGAUCAAGUAUCUGUUUUAUUUGUGUUCUGUUGAGGUAAUAGCAACCUUUGGGGCAUGAUUUAACUUAGAAAAACUGGUGUGUGAAUGUGUGUAUGUUAAAGACCUUGUUCUCCAAUAUCAAAGAUCCAACUGUGUUUACAGUAAUGAAUCCUAUUUAUUGGUUUCAAUUAGAUCAGACCCAUAAAAUCUUUUUGGGUGAGUCAACCUAUAGGUAGAGCCCAUUGAUUCAAUGGGUCUACUCUAAUUGGACUCAAGAAGGCCCAAGUGCCUAGCAGCUGCCUUAACUUUAAAAAUAAUUAUAAUAAUAAUCAGAUAAUAGAAUUAGAGAUCUCCCAUACCAUUUAUACUUGGUUUUUAAUAUUCAAAGAUUCCUGUCUGUUGCAUUCUGUUAACAGGCAUAGUGAAAUGAAAUGAAAUUUCUGUUUAAAGGACAUUCACGUUUUUCAAGCUACUGCUUUUUAAGAUGGGUAGGAAGAGAUCGGGGUAAAUAUAUGCCACUGUAAUAAAAACUGAAAUUUCGGGGUCA